CCAGCGCUACCAGCACAUCCUCCUCGCUGGACGCCGCCAGCAAUUGGCAUUGCACCCGUCGACCCCUUUUGCGCCUGCAUUAGAGGCGUAGUGCUGUGUUCCGCGACUUAGUGAUCUGGCGGGUCGAAGGUUGGCCGGGGUGUUCAAGGGAUAGGUACUGCAGAGCAACCCAAAUCUGCUGUGCCGCUAUCUGAAUGUUGCCCUUACAUUCAUCAUCGCCGAAAGGGAAGAUGCAUCGCCAUGCAUAUUCGAACGGGGCUUAUCCUUCGCAAGGAAGCACCUUUUCAAUUCAACCUCACAAAUUCCAACCUCGGUCGCAACCAGCGCUUAGGCGGCGGAGGCAACUUAUCCAACGCCUGCUGCUUGCAGGCUCGCUCCUCCUCACAGCAUUCUACUUCAUCUUCCCCGAUUUGCGACCGAACCUAGGCUCCGGCCCUCUUAGCUACCUGACCUCGAGCGAAGACUCUCAGCUCGAGACUGUGCGAUACUACGACCUCAACAAUGUGCAAGGCACUGCAAGAGGGUGGGAGAGGGAAGAAAGGAUAUUGAUUUGCGCCCCUCUUCGAGAUGCGUCGCCGCAUUUGCCAAUGUUUUUCAGUCACCUGCAGAACUUGACAUACCCGCACAACCUCAUCGAUCUGGCGUUCCUUGUUGGAGAUUCGAAGGACAACACCAUUGCGCUGUUGACCGAGAAGCUGGAGGAGCUGCAGGCCAACCCAGACCCCAAGAAGACUUUUGGCGAAAUAUCGGUCAUGGAGAAGGACUUUGGGCAGAAAGUCAACCAGGAUGUUGAGUCGCGUCACGGGUUUGCAGCGCAAGCUAGCCGUCGUAAGUCGAUGGCACAGGCGCGCAACUGGCUUCUCAGCGCGGCCCUGCGACCCACUCAUAGCUGGGUAUACUGGAGAGACGUCGACGUUGAAACUGCGCCGUUCACUAUUCUUGAGGAUCUCAUGCGACACAACAAGGAUGUCAUUGUACCCAAUGUAUGGCGACCGCUCCCCGACUGGCUUGGCGGAGAACAACCCUACGAUCUAAAUUCUUGGCAAGAGUCUGAGACCGCUCUCGCGCUCGCUGACACGCUCGAUGAAGAUGCUGUUAUCGUCGAAGGAUAUGCAGAGUACGCUACCUGGAGACCUCAUUUGGCUUAUCUCCGCGAUCCCUACGGUGACCCAGACAUGGAGAUGGAGAUUGAUGGAGUUGGUGGUGUCAGUAUCCUGGCCAAAGCGAAAGUCUUCCGUUCGGGUGUUCACUUCCCUGCCUUCAGUUUCGAGAAGCACGCUGAGACUGAGGGCUUUGGCAAGAUGGCGAAGCGCAUGAAGUUUUCUGUCGUUGGACUGCCCCACUACACGAUUUGGCAUCUUUACGAGCCCAGUGUCGACGACAUUCGACACAUGGAAGAAAUGGAGAAAGAGCGCAAAAAGAAGGAAGAAGAGGAAAAGGCCAAAAAAGAGAAGGAGGAGAAGAUGCACGCGACGUUCGACACUAAAUCAUCUGAGUGGGAGAAGGAGAAGUCUGAGGUUCAGGACCUUGUUCAAAAGGCCAAGAACGAGGAGAAGGCUCGCGCUGAGCAAGAACAGGCCAAGAAGGAAGGCGACAAGGCUCAAGCUCAAGCCCCAGAAGAAAAGAAGGAGCAAAAGAAGGAGGAUGCUUAGAAACUGAUCGUACGUUGCUCCUUGGGCUUUCUAAGCACGGAAAAGAUCUAAUGACAUAUAGCAGCACUUUUUAAGUUUGCGAGCCUCAGACUGAGCUCGCU
Boeremia exigua is the source of this 1753-nucleotide messenger RNA. RefSeq names its product Anp1-domain-containing protein. Gene Ontology annotation, cellular component: mannan polymerase complex. The transcript has 4 exons. Gene Ontology annotation, molecular function: alpha-1,6-mannosyltransferase activity. Lineage: Eukaryota; Fungi; Ascomycota; Dothideomycetes; Pleosporales; Didymellaceae. Gene Ontology annotation, biological process: cell wall mannoprotein biosynthetic process; protein N-linked glycosylation. The coding region runs from base 195 to 1652 and encodes 485 amino acids. The record is from RefSeq and is a predicted model, not a curated record.